Messenger RNA from Prorocentrum cordatum, 453 nucleotides. The record is from the annotation of a GenBank genome assembly. NCBI's taxonomy places the organism in Eukaryota, Dinophyceae, Prorocentrales, Prorocentraceae.
AUGCCCCGCUCCGCGGCCGCGCUCCUGCUCCUGGCGCUCCCGCGCGCCCUGGGGCUCCAGCUCCAGGAGGGCGCGGAUCCGGAUCCGGAGCAGGCGCGGGAGGACGAGCUGAAGUACUCGACGGUCACCGGGCCGGCCUCGGGCGACCCGAAGAUUUUGGGACUGUACGGCAAGCGUUUCCAGAUCCACCGCCCAGGAGAUCACUCGCUGCUGGUUGUGCCCAACGCUAAGAAGCGCCACGGCAGCCUGCUGGAGGUGUCGGCGCUAGUGAAGGAGCUGGAGAUCGGGGACCCGUGCUUGCUGUUCAUCAAGAAGAUCACCCUGACCGGCAGCUGGCUUGGUGGCACGACCGUGCAGGUGCGCGCGCAGGGCACCAGCUCCGAUUUCGCGCUGAAGGUGGACCCGAAGAAGCACAACAGCCCCUGGAAGCCCUUCAAGAACAUGACCGGGUGA